CGAUGGUUGUGGUUCCUGUUGGUGAUGUCUCCAGAGCUUACACCAGCAUACCGGCAGGGAGGGAUGAAACUGCUUCAGAACUACAGAGGCUUGUUUCGAUUAGGUAGAUAGAUAGAUAGAUAGAUAGAUAGAUAGAUAGAUAGAUAGAUAGAUAGAUAAUGAAAGAGAAGACACUGAGAAGAUUUGCACAGGAAGCUGUUCAUUGCCACUAGCAGCAGCUCCAGCCACUGGGAACCCUGCGUCUGUCUCUGACUGCUACAACUGGACAGGGAUUAACAGCAACAACAGGCCAGGAAGUAGACUGAGCCCACGCCAUUCAGUUUCAUCUGGGUCAUCGCCAUCGAGUCCCGUACCCAGCCAGGACACAGACUUAUCUCCUUUUGGACCGGGCUGCAGUUUGCAGUGCUGCCGGCCCCGACGGACCAACAGUGGAUCAACAAAACAAAACACUCCCUGCCAUCUGAGGCUGCCCUGCUCUUUCUGACGCCAGGCCAGCAGACCAGACCAAACCAAAGCUGCAGACUCAAGGGCCAAGGCCAGCUCGCUUUGUGUACCCUUUUUUCUUUCCUCCGGUUCAACCCGAGACAAGACGACAGCACCAGUCCGCUGCAGUUCAGGAGCCAGGCCCAACCUGUGUCAUCAUCACUCCCUCAGUUCAUGCAGAGAAACUGGGCCAGGUCACACCAGACCAGAGAGACUUAAGGACUGGGGGAUCCUCCUGCUGCUUUAUCCUCACUGCACCACGACACUGAGGAGGCCUUCAGUGACCAUGUACUCGCCUCAGAGUCUCCACCGCUGGGGCAUCACCCACAGCGAGAGCAUGGAGCGCUUAGCCUACAGCCAAGCCCUGCGAGACCCGAUGGCCAUGGAGCGAGCCAACCUGCUGAACAUGGCCAAGCUCAGCAUCAAAGGGCUGAUCGAGUCGGCUCUGAGCUUCGGACGAACUCUGGACUCCGACUAUCCACCGCUUCAGCAGUUCUUUGUCGUCAUGGAGCACUGCCUCAAACACGGCCUCCGAGUGAAGAAGUCUUUCCUGGGCUUUAAUAAGUCUCUGUGGGGUCCUCUGGAGCUGGUGGAGAAACUGUGUCCCGAAGCAGCAGAGAUCUCAGCUUCUGUACGAGACCUACCUGGACUGAAGACUCCGCUGGGCAGGGCCAGGGCUUGGCUGCGUCUGGCUCUCAUGCAGAAGCGGCUGGCAGACUACCUGCGACUGCUCAUCACCAGAAAAGACCUGCUCAGUGAUUUCUAUGAGAAUUCAGCCGUGAUGCUGGAGGAGGAGGGGGCGGUGAUUGUGGGCCUGCUGGUGGGGCUAAAUGUCAUCGACGCCAACCUCUGUGUCAAAGGGGAGGACCUGGACACUCAGGUUGGUGUGAUCGACUUCUCCAUGUACCUGAAGAAUGACAUUGACGAUUACAGGAGUGAAGAGAGGAAUAGCCAGAUAGCAACCAUCUUGGAUCAGAAGAACUAUGUGGAGGAACUGAACCGACAGCUCAACUCCACAGUCCAUGGUCUUCAGGGCAGGGUGGAUUCUCUGGAGAAGUCCAACUCUAAACUCAUAGAGGAGUUAGCCAUCGCCAAGAACAACAUCAUCAAACUGCAAGAAGAAAACCAACAACUGAGGAGUGAAAACAGUCUAAUUUUACUGAAGGCACAACAGCAUUUAGAGGUGACCCAGGGCGACGUGUCAGUGGAGAGAGACACUUACAAACAGUCUCGUCAGGGUUUGGAUGAGAUGUACAACGAGGCCCGAAGACAACUGAAGGAGGAAUGUCAGCUCAGACAGGAUGUGGAGAAUGAGUUGGUCGUCCAGGUGUCAAUGAAACAGGAAAUGGAGCUGGCCAUGAAACUUCUAGAGAAAGAUAUUCACGAAAAACAGGACACACUGAUCGGACUGAGACAGCAGCUGGAUGAGGUCAAAGCCAUCAAUGUAGAGAUGUACCAGAAGAUGCAGACCUCUGAUGAGGGAAUGAAGCAGAAGAACGAUAUGAUCAGUCGUCUGGAGGAGAAGACCAAUCAGAUCACUGCCACCAUGAAGCAGCUGGAGCAAAGAUUACAGGAGGCAGAGAGGCACCGCACCUCAGCCGAGGAGGGAGCCAGACGCUUCAAACUGGACUUUGCCAACAAGGCCGACAGCCUGCAACGGCAGAUCGCACACAGAGAGAGACAACUCCAGCAGCUGGAGAUGGAUCUGAAGAUUGAGAGGGAGUGGCGCCAGACGUUACAAAAUGAUCUGGAAAGAGAGAGAGACACUGUGUCACAGCUCAGUGCAGAGGCGCUGCAGAUAAAUGGAUUGAAAAAGGAGUUCCAUCGUCUCCAGGAUGAGAACAUUCAGCUGAAGACCAUCUGUGAAGACCAGGAACAAGCUCUGGAGGAGCUGGGCUCCAAACUCAGCGAAUCCAAACUGAAGAUUGAGGACAUCAAAGAAGCCAACAAAGCUCUUCAGGGGGGGCAGGUGUGGUUGAAGGACAAGGAGGCCAGCCACUGUAAGCUGUGUGAGAAGGAGUUCUCCAUCUCAAGACGAAAGCACCACUGUAGGAACUGUGGCGAGAUCUUCUGCAACAGCUGCUCUGACAACGAGCUUCCUCUGCCCGCCUCCCCCAAACCAGUCAGAGUCUGCGACACGUGCCACGCCCUCCUCCUCCAGCGGUGCUCCUCCAAUCCCACGUGAGGAAGUCCCACGCCCUCACCGGAACUGCCUCAAUCAAAAAAAAAAAAAACAAAAAACGACAUCCCAACCCUUGAGCACCCGCCCUCCAACCCUCGGUCAGAUCCAUCUCCCCGGUUCUUUACAUUUCAACAUGUUUGCUGCUAGGACUGGACCACGUGCACAAAGCUGUCCAGUAGACCUCUUGGUUUGACUUAAACACAAGGUGGAGAAGUGUCACUUGUGCAUCAUUUUAUUGUUCUGACAUUUCUGGCCUCCUUGUUUGCUGUCACUACUUUUUCUACAUUUGUUCUGCAGUGUAAAGCAUCGAAACAUCAACAUCGCCUGCCAGUUCAGACAGAGAGGAACGGGCAGCGCAAACACGAGGUGUCAAACACAUUGUAGUGGGAGUGUCGAAUCAGUUGUAAGCCCAAAAUAAGAUACUAAAUAUGCAUCAUUUGGAGUUGGACAGGGUAAAUUGUACAGGAUUGUUAUAAUUUAGUUUAUAUUUCAGAAACCAUGACAAAUAUCACAAACAGACCUGUGAGCUCUGUUCCCUGUGAGAUGACCCUCUUUGAGUCAGCACAGAGGGCCCAAGAAGACCUUAGGACCAUAAUUACUGCGCUUUAGGUUUGAGGCUCUCACUGCAGGCAGCACAGUUGUAACAUACAGGGUACAGUUCAGUCAGGGAGAAUCAAACACCACAAUAUCUCUGAUGGAAUACCUCAGUGUCAAUAUUGUAGCAAUGGCUAUUCAUGUGUGCAUAAGACAUUCACACCAACAUUUUUGAUAAACACUCAUCGGUAAUGUGGAUAUGACGGCCAAGCAGGUAGAGACAAAUAAUAACACAACACCUGAUCCGGUCUAAUAAGUUCAGAAAACUGCAUCGCUUCACUGUAGUUCAGCCUUUGAAACAGGGAAAAGACAACGUUAGUCUUAAGUCAUGACGCUACAACAGGCAAAAUCCCAGAUGAUGUCUAGUCUCAUAUCACGAUAAUGAUAAAAUAUGGAUUGAUUUCCCAGCUGUAGGUCCAACAGAACCACACAUGCAAACAGAUUUGACUGAACACAGUUUUUGCUCUACCUGACAGUGAUGAGCACCGCUGCUUUGUUGUGACCAAACCCCCUCCGGCCGGUAGUGCAGUGAGUAGCCAAACUGAUUUCAGAUCAGAGCUGGAUGUGGGCAGACGGUUGCAUGUCUCCCUGCUCUGUGGUAACAUCAGCAGACGUCUGGAGGCUUUAAUAUCGGCAUGACUGGUAGUUAUUGUUGAGUUUAAUGAGUAGAAAUCAUCUUGUCACUAAGACAGUGGUUUUUUUUUUUUUCUUUUUCCUUUUGGAGAAGUGAAAUAAAUGUGAACAUAAUUCUAUAAUUAUAAUUUAAACAGGCACAAAAGAUCAAAUUUUCAACUGAUUGAUGUGAGAGGCCAAACUUGAUUUAUUUCUGUUUGGUGAGCUGUGUGAAAAUUGGACCUGUGCCACAAAGGGUAAAUCAUUUUGAGAUGUUGUGUUCCAGUUUAGGUGCAGCCUUCUCCCUCGAGCGACAAAGUGACAUUGCAGAACGAACGAGGCCUGCCAGGCAGAUUUCCUCUCCUCUGCAUGUCAGUGUAAAAACUGCAAUGCAACUGAGACUGUUUGAGCACUAAAAUGAAUCUGCCAACUCAUUUCCGGAGCUUGUUUCUCCCUCCUGACAAUAUGCCCACAUCUGACUUUACCAGGUGCCAUGUUAAGCCUCAUGGUUCCCCUUGGCCGUUCAGCCAGUCACGAGAAAAGCAGAUCUGUAUCUUUUGUGUCUGUGCAAAAAAUACCAAAAAAACCCUCCAGAAUCUGCUUGUCAUAGUGCCAAACUGGGCCCUAUGUUACUUCAGGAUAUCUGCACUCAGAGAAUCUGAAAUGCCAGAAUGUCCCGAAAAUGUUUCAAACUAGCAACACUAGCCAAUGCUAGCCAGACAUGUACUCAGUCUUCCCUCUGUCUGGAUUAAAGGCACAUUUACCUGUUUUAUAUGUUUGUUUGAAGCACUAACGCUGCAGCUGCUGCUUCAGAGACGGAGAGGAGCAACGAGAAGCAGCACAGCAGCUGAUCCUGUUUCUGGUGACUGACCGGCUGCUGUUUGGCAGUUAAACUGGAAACUGUCUAACUCGUUACUGCUCGUUGAGGAGAGACUAAAUGGAGUAUUACACACUUACACGGCAGAACAGUCACAUUUGCCAAUCCUGUGUUCUUUGUAAAAUACAAUGAUUAAUCCGAGAGUAUUUAUGUUUUUAUUCUGUUUUAUGCACAAUAUUUUGUACUUUUAAAAGUUCAAGGAAGUUAAAGGAAUGCUCCAACUUUUUGAGGAAAAUACCCUUUUUUUCAGCUUACCCAGACUCACUUUGACUAAGCUAGGCUAAUGACUCCCAUAGACUUUAAGUCUUUAUGCUAAGCUAACAUGAAAUGCUAUCCAAACCAGUGGACGUACGGAGGUGAAAAUGAUAUCAAACAUCUUGUGUCAGUCUGGGCAAGUUGGGAAGAAGGUAUUUUCCCCAAAUCUCUGAGUAUUCCUUUACACAUGGAGUAAGAUACACAGAGAAUGCUUGAACCACUUGAAGUCAGUAGUACUUGGAGGAGAUGGAGCCGUCUUGGAAGUCCCACGGUUUACCUCUUCUCCGAGGCUCCACUCCCAACAGGGGAAGUCUGGAAACUCUCGCUCGGUUCCGCUCCCCUGUUAGCUAUCAGUACACUCAAAGAAAGGUGCAGUGAAGUUGUGUAUAUUGUGUUACAAUGUACAUCAAGUGUUUUAUGAUGACUGUGAAGUGUACAUAAAAACAAAUGUGUACAGCGGCCUCUGCAUCACCGCUGCAGGACGGUCGACUCGUGUGAUGGUUACCAGUGUACAUUCUGCUUUUGUACUCGGACACGUUUACAACCUGUGAUUUUACUAUAACUGGACAUACUCAAUCCCAUGAAAUAACAUCACAGGCCCUGGGUCAGUUCAGGAAGUUAUGGUUUUUAUCCAAACUCAAAGAUUUAAAAGGCUACUUAUGUUUAUACCCUAUCUACUGGACAAUAAGAUUAUAGCACUAUAAAAUCAACUGAUGUUUCUCUUCACAUUUUGACUGAUUGAACUGAGUCUGGAUUGAGCCAAGGCCUCAUUUGUAAUGUCUCUUAUAGUCAAUCCCAGUUCUGAAUGGGACUUGUACAGUGUUGAUUCCACUGUAUGUUGUAUGUAUGUUGGUUGUCAAUCAAUGUGGCCCUUUAGCUUACUAAAUGCUGCCAGUUGUGUAACACAAACUCUAUUGCCAACAAUCUGUUGCCUAUACAGUUAAGCAGUUUUUGAUUAAAUUAUAGACGAUGAUGGAUGAUUAA
Messenger RNA from Myripristis murdjan (pinecone soldierfish), 5987 nucleotides. It is a transcript of the gene rufy2, whose product is annotated as RUN and FYVE domain containing 2. Gene Ontology annotation, molecular function: metal ion binding. The record is from RefSeq and is a predicted model, not a curated record. Lineage: Eukaryota; Metazoa; Chordata; Actinopteri; Holocentriformes; Holocentridae. The coding region runs from base 770 to 2668 and encodes 632 amino acids. The transcript has 20 exons. Gene Ontology annotation, cellular component: cytoplasm.